This is a messenger RNA of Sardina pilchardus (European sardine), 5442 nucleotides long. RefSeq names its product NACHT, LRR and PYD domains-containing protein 3-like. Gene Ontology annotation, molecular function: protein binding. The record is from RefSeq and is a predicted model, not a curated record. Lineage: Eukaryota; Metazoa; Chordata; Actinopteri; Clupeiformes; Clupeidae. The transcript has 12 exons. Bases 837 to 4016 code for a protein of 1059 amino acids. Gene Ontology annotation, biological process: intracellular signal transduction.
GCUCUGAUGGCCCUGUGCCAGGACAGAUGUGGUAAGGUGAGCCUGACUGAUUAUAUGCUGUGUAACUGGAGCAGAACGCACAUCUUGUGAGGUGGUCAUCGCCAGUAUGCGUUCAAUUCAAUAGAAGGAAUGUGUUGUGGUACACUCAGAACUUAUUCAAUAGUUCUUUCAUUUUCACCAACAGCUCAAGUCUUGGUCAGGGUCACUGAUAGAGGUCUGAGUGUGCCAUGACACUUUCUCUUUGUUGCAUGCUGUGUCUCGUUAGCCCAGACAGCCAUGUGAGUGCAAUUUAACAGAGUACAGGCAGACAUACAGUACAGUAGCUGCUUUGGUAUUUUACAUGAGAAGAACGACUCAAUGUCACUGAAGAUAACCCUGUUUUCCCAGAGAAGAGAGGAGAAACAGCCCCACAAUAUUUAGUGAAUCCUUUAAUUCUCCAAUGAGAAUUAAAGUCUCAUCUUGAACAGCCAGUGUUUUCAGAUGUAAACAAAAUCCAGUCAGACCAGAAAAGCCUGUUUAUAUAUCAGCUUGCACUUCUGGUAAGAACUGUUUAACCAGCAAGUGCUGGGAAGGACUGUUUACUUGAUGAGAAAACAGACUGUGUGUUCCGUAAGAAUAAGUGCCAAGUGACCUGUCAGCUACCAUCUCAAAUUUCCUGUCUAGGAGGUCUGUGCUGUUUGUGCACUACACACAUAAUUACUGACAGUGGAACGGAUUUAUCCACAUGAUGGGCCUUCAUCCAUGAGCUGUGGGCACUACACUGAACUGUGAACACAAUGAGUCCUACUGUAUGAUGCUACAUUGCACCAGAUGCAGACAGUAGACACCGUGGCAACAUGAGUGAAGCUAGAGGCACUGCUGGAGGAAGUAAUGGUCAUGGAAAUACCAGUCUAUCUGAGGGUGAGAGGCCAGGUUCCCCUGCACCCAGCUGUGUGUCCCUGAAGAGUGACCAUUCAAAAGGACAGAUCAUCACCUUCAGAGAGGGAGACAUUUGCGCUGAUUUCAGGAUGUCCGACGACAGGAGAUCAGACUCUCCUGCACCAAGCUGUGUGUCCAUGAAUAGUGACCACUCAAAGGGGCAGAUCAUCACCUUCAGAGAGGGAGACCAACCUGAUCCCAGUCCAACUCAGGAAGAGAGGCCAGAUUCUCCUACUGCCAGCUGUUUUUCAGUGAAGAGUGACCAUUCAAAAGGACAGAUCAUCACCUUCAGUGAGGGAGACACUCACCCUGACCUUUGUGUUCAACAGAGUGAGGAAAUGACUGAUCCUCCCCACUGCACCAGAAGCCAGAGUGAUCAGAGAAGCUUGUCAACAAUAUUCAAAGAGCUUGAAGUCAAAGCCAUACAUUUCAUUACAAAUGAACUAAAGAGACUCAAGAAUCUCCUGAGUUAUGAUUACCCAGAAUCCCCUGAGGAGGAUGAGAAGAACCAGAAGGAUGCAAGAGACGGAGCUCUGAAUAUUGCAGUACACAUCCUGAGGAACAUGAGUCAGGAGAUCUUGGCGGAGCAACUGCAACAAUAUGUACAGUUACCUAGAUGUCAACAACAACUGAGAUCCAGACUGAAGAAGAAGUUUCAAACUGUAUGUGAAGGGGUACCAAAGCAGGGAAACCCUGCAUUUCUGGAUAAGAUCUACACAGAGCUUUACAUCACAGAGGGGGGAACUGGGGAGGUCAAUGCUGAACAUGAGGUCAUGCAGAUCGAGAGACACAUUACAAAGUGGGAAACACCCAUCAAAUGCACUGAAAUCUUCAAGCCCUCACCAGGACAAGACAAACAUAUCCGAACGGUGCUGACAAAGGGAGUUGCAGGCAUUGGGAAAACAGUCUCUGUCCAGAAGUUCAUUAUGGACUGGGCAGAUGGAAAAGCCAAUGAGAAAAUCCAGCUCAUAUUUCCCCUUCCUUUCCGGGAGCUGAAUCUGAUUAAAGACAAGACAUACACUUUUGAGGACAUCAUCCAUCACUUUUUCAGUGAAACAAAAGGUGUCAACUUCUCCAACUACAACAACUACAGCAUUGCUUUCAUCUUUGAUGGUCUAGACGAAAGCAGACUUUCUCUGGAUUUCCAGCAUAACGAGUCCAUCUGCAGUGUAACAGAACAUGCCACAGUUGAUGUCCUUCUCACAAACCUCAUCAAGGGCAAUCUGCUUCCCUCUGCGCUUGUGUGGAUCACCUCCCGACCAGCAGCAGCCAAUCAAAUCCCUCCUGAGUGUGUUGACCAGGUGACCGAGGUACGAGGUUUCAACGACCCACAGAAGGAGGAGUACUUCAGGAAGAGAAUCACAGAAGAGGAGCUGGCCAGCAGAAUCAUCACACACCUGAAGUCAUCCAGGAGCCUCUACAUCAUGUGCCACAUUCCAGUAUUCUGUUGGAUGGCAGCCACUGUUCUGAAGAGCAUCCUGACUGAAGCAGACAUUGCAGACAUUCCAACAUCGUUGACACAAAUGUACACACAAUUCCUGAUUGUACAAACCAAACACAGGAGUCAGAAGUAUGGAACCACUGAUGUGGAAGCACUCUGGAACCUGAAGACCAUUCUGUCGUUGGGGAAACUGGCCUUUCAGCAGCUGGAGAAGGGUAAUUUGAUCUUCUAUAAGGAAGACUUGAGAGAGUGUGGUAUUGAUGUCACCGAUGCAUCUGUGUACUCAGGACUUUGUACCCAGAUCUUCAGAGAGGAGGCUGGGCUGUACCAGGGGACGGUCUUCUGCUUUGUUCAUCUGAGCAUUCAGGAGUUUCUGGCAGCUUUGUAUGUGUUCCUCAACUUUGGUAAGAGAGAGGGAGACACACCUGAUGAACAUGCAGCAUCUCAGCUUUACGGUUUGUUCAGGGCUAAGAGAGUUCACGACUUACAAAAGACUGCAGUGGAUCUGGCCUUGGAGUGUGAGAAUGGACACCUGGACCUUUUCCUCCGUUUCCUCCUGGGCCUGUCCCUGGAGUCCAAUCAGAAGCUCUUACAGGACCUGCUGCCACAGACAAGAAGCAGCUCACUGAGCAUAAAGGACACUGUCAAAUACAUUAAGAAGAGGAUCAGAAAGGUCCCCAACCCAGAGAGAUGCCUCAACCUCUUCCACUGCCUGAAUGAACUGAAUGACCACUCUCUGGUGGAGGAGGUCCAGAGUUACAUGAGGAAGGGAAAAUCCAGACGGGAUCUCUCUCUUUCCCAGCUGUCAGCUCUGGCCUUUGUGCUGAUGAUGUCAGACCAGGAACUGGAUACAUUUAAUCUGAAGGAUUAUGGAGUAACAGAUUCACCAGCCAGAUCUGAUGCAGGUUUGCUGAGGAUGUUGCCAGUGGUCAAAUCAUCAAGAAGUGCUCAGCUGAGAUACAGUCAUCUCACAGUGAAGAGCUGUGCAGCUUUGUCUUCAGUUCUCAGCUCCAACGCGUCCAGUCUGAGGCAGCUGGACCUGAGUGAAAACAAUCUAGGAGAUUCAGGAGUGGAGCUGCUUUCUACUGGUCUGGAGCAUCCAAACUGCAGACUGGAGACACUGGACCUGAGUUGGUGUCACCUCACAGAGAAGAGCUGUCCAGCUUUAUCUUCAGCUCUUGGCUCAAGGUCUUCCAGUCUGACAGAGCUGGACCUGUCUUAUAAUCCCCUCGGAGAUUCAGGAGUGGAGGUCUUAUCUGCUGCCCUUAAAUGUCCAAGCUGUAAGCUGAGGGAGCUGGGACUGAAAGGCACUAACAUCACAGUGAAGAGCUGCUCCACUUUAUCGUCAGCUCUCAGCUCAGACUCGUCCAGUCUGAGACACCUGAACCUGAGUGACAAUAAGCUGGGAGAUUCAGGAGCGGAGCUGCUUUCUGUUGGUCUGGAGCAUCCAAACUGUAGACUAGAGAAACUACAUCUGCAGAAAUGUGACCUCAGCGUGAGGAGCUGCACAUCUCUAGCUGCAGCUCUCAGAUCAAACCCCUCCAGUCUGAGAGAGCUGGACCUGACGCUCAACAGACUGCAGCAGUCUGGAGUGGAGCUGCUCUCUGCUCUACAGAGAGACCCUACCAACAGACUGAACAAUCUCAUUACUCAAUAGAAAGAAUGACUCACUGUAGCAUAUUUUCCUCCAUAUGAAUGUUGCAUCCAUGUUUUUAUGUAUCUAUGAUAAUUCAGUACUUAUAUCGGGCACAGUAUCAGUAUCGAGAAUCCCAUGCACUAUCACAAUUGAAAAAGAUUGACCAUGUUUACCCACAUUAGUCUGGAGACACCCAGCAUGUUUCUGCACUUCAGACCAAUACUCUCCAAGCUACUGUGGGUUUGGUGAGGGGAGAUGGGUGUCUCAAUCUUAAUAUUUUGUUAAAGUUUCACAAGCCCAUCUCAUUGACUAAACCACCUGGUAGUGUCAAACUUUGCAUGAUGGUACAUUUACAGGUAAAAAUAUAGAGCUAGAAUUUUCCAUUGAUGUCAUUGGGGGGCGCUGUGGCACUGCCACAGACAUUAGGAUUCAAACAUGAAGCUGCAUCUGUUCAUUUACAGUUUUUCACAAUGGCUAAACUAAAACCUGUCACCCUUUUCUCAGAACUAUAAACACAAAUCCCAAAUCUCAAACUACAUUUCCGAAACCUUUGCCAGCCUCUGCAAAACUGAACAAUCACCUCAAAACAGUUGAAUCUGUACUCUAAACCAAACACUCUUUUCAGAACAUUCACAGAGCAAUCCAAAUGAAAACAGCACUGAGCAGGCAAUACUAACAAUGGAUGACACGGCAUUCAAGGCACCUCAUAUAGAUCCAGGAUUUAGACGAAAUGUUCAUUGUUUACAGUACAGUCAAUGCAUUUUGCAUCUAAAGAACAAAACAAAAGAAGAAUAUUUCAUAACUCCGGGGGGUUGUGAACAGAGUGGAUGGUUAAAAAAAAAAGAGUUUUAGCGUUUUGUGAAAAACUGUAUACCGGAAAAGACAGGCAUUUCAGUACUUUAAAUGAGAAGUACAUUGCAGCCUACAAUGUUCAGCCUACACGAUUCAGGCAACUAAGAAUUUGUUUCAUAGAAUGGAGUUUAGUGUUUCAGCAAUUGUGAAAAACUGUAGAACGCACCACACACUCUUUGUCUUAUACACGUCUGGCACUAGAGGGCGCUCUUCAGUCAGUGCAGACAUCAGAGGCCCUUACCCAUCACCCCUACUGAAGUCAGCAGCAUGUUAGUGAUUUACAUCAGUGUGAACUUUUAAAUGAAUUGAUUCAGUAUAUUACUCACUAGUAAAAAUCACAAUUCACAAUUCACAAUUCACAAUACACGAUCACAAUUCUUAAUUCAAUGUUCUUUUUUUAAAAUAUUACUCAACUCAAAGUGGGCUUGUUGCAUGGACUUGACGUUGCAUGGGACCAACUUGAGUUGACGUUUAAAAGACAAAGUAAACAAAUAAAACCGUGUAAUUACUGUAUAUCUCAAAUGAGUUGUUGUACACAUUAUCAUUUGCAAUGAUGAACAAUGAUUAACUGAAUAAAUAUGUCCUUAGCAAUGUA